Messenger RNA from Anthostomella pinea, 870 nucleotides. The record is from the annotation of a GenBank genome assembly. NCBI's taxonomy places the organism in Eukaryota, Fungi, Ascomycota, Sordariomycetes, Xylariales, Xylariaceae.
AUGGCACCCCAAACAGCGUUCGCCCUGGUCACUGGCUGCGGGAAAGGGGGCAUUGGUGAGGCCUUAGUCAUAGAGUACCAGCGGAAAGGCCUGCACUCCAUUGCUACGAUCCUCCCGUCCGAGUCAAGCGACCAUCUCACCGACGCUGGGAUAUCAUGGUUCCACUUAGAUGUGACCAGUGACGAGUCAGUAGAGGAACUCAAAAACACCGUCCGUGAACUUACUGGCGGCUUUCUUGAUAUUCUGGUGAACAACGCCGGGAUAGCCUAUACCAUGGCGGCUAUCGACACCGACGUCACGGAGGUUGGCCGUAUGUUUGAUGUCAACGUGUUUGGACCAAUGAGAAUGGUACACCACUUUCAUGAUUUGCUGAUCAAGGCGCACGGAACUGUGGUCAACAUCGGGUCGGUGGGCGGCAUUGUUCCCUACGUCUAUGGAUCUUCAUACAACGCCACCAAAGCAGCUCUUCAGCACUGGUCAAACACACUGCGAGUGGAGAUGGCACCACUCGAUGUCAGCGUCCUUACUAUCAUAUCGGGAGAGAUCGGGACCAACAUACUCCGAAGAGACAUUCAUAGGGAACUUCCAAGAGGGUCUUACAUGGCUCCUCUCGCAGAUGAGUUCAAACAGCACGUCCAGAGAUCCCCGAAUACUACGGACCGUUUCGAAUACGCCAGCAAGGUCGUGGCCCAGAGCUUGAAGCAGUCUCCACCAGCUUGGUUCUGGUACGGGAAGACCGCCUCCACGGUCCGUUUCUUGGACAUGUUUGCAUGGCGUACCAUCUGGGACUACAUAUUUUGGGCCUCCUUCAAUCUCGGAAAGCUCAGAGAUGCUCACAGGACGAGCGCUGGGGUGAUGAAAGGUGACUGA